Molecule: messenger RNA, 2615 nt
Organism: Dunckerocampus dactyliophorus (ringed pipefish)
Lineage: Eukaryota; Metazoa; Chordata; Actinopteri; Syngnathiformes; Syngnathidae
Product: serrate RNA effector molecule homolog
Exons: 21
Coding region: 112-2505 (797 amino acids)
Biological process (GO): primary miRNA processing; mRNA processing
Cellular component (GO): nuclear body
Molecular function (GO): nucleic acid binding
Source: RefSeq, a predicted model, not a curated record
AGAGGGCAACUUUCGUCUGGAAGUGUCGAGGUUGUUCUUUCUGGCGGGUGAGCGCUUGUGUUAGCUGACGUCUCUUGUGUUUCAUCAGGCAACGUUCCAGCGUGUAGUCCAAUGGGGGACAGCGAUGAUGAGUUUGACAGGAGGAGGCGGGACAAGUUCAGAAGAGAGCGGAGCGACAUGGAACGUUCUCGAGAGCGUGAAGAGAGGAGACGGGAUGACUGGCCCGACAGGGACUGGGAGCGCGGCAGAGAGAGGAGGCGGGACUAUGAUCGUGCCCGCAGGGACAGAUUUUCGCCACCAAGACAUGUUAGUCCUCAACACAAACGCAUGAGGAGAGAUUGGGAUGACCACCGGGGGGAGCCGUAUCGUUUUGAGCGACCCUAUGGAGGAGGUGGAGCGCUGUUUCCGGGUGUGGGCCCUCAGGGCUGGCCCCCCGACCUUCCACACCUUCACCCACAUCACGGAGGUCACCUAUUGCAGGUGCAGGGCAGGUUGGCAAUGGUUGAUCCUGACCUCCCGCCCCCAGGACCCCCUACCAUGAGGAGCUUCAAGGACUUCCUGUUGAACAUGGAGGACAGUGUUGAUGAAACGGAGGCAGUCAAGCGCUACAAUCAGUACAAAGUGGACUUCCGACGGCAGCAGCUGCAAGACUUCUUCAUCCAGCACAAAGACCAAGAGUGGUUCCGAUCAAAGUACCACCCCGAUGACAUCAGAACCAGCAAGGCCGAAUCUCUGGCCGCGCUGAAACUGCGUCUGGGUGUCUUCCUCUUUCUGUCAGACAAUAAGUGGCUGGACAGUGUCUCGCUAGACAUGGAGCACGCCCCUGCCAUAAUCAAAGUGCUGGAUGCAGCUGUCAUCAAGAUGGAGGGGGGCACAGACUUGGACCUGAAGGUGCUUGAGGUGCCUUUGACCGGUGGCGAGUCAUCCCAGGAGUCGGCCGCCGACGAAGUUGGUGGGGCUCAACGCCAGAAGAACACGGACGAAGACGCCAAACAGAACGGUGAGAAGGAACCAGGCCAAGAUGAGGAUGAGGCGGCAGAGAAAGAGGAGGAGGAGGCCAAGAAAGGCAGGAAAAGGAAGCGCAGCAUGUCAGCUGACAGUGGCGAGGGAUCCGCCUCUGACUCCUCCCACUCUGAUGGAGAGAAGGACGAGGAUGAGGAGCAAGAGUCGCCGGCGAGGCCUCGGCCACUCCACCUCACCACCUCACUCUUUAUAAGGAGCAUCCCACCAGACGUCUGUAAGGAGGAGAUCACCGCUUUGUGUCUCAGGUACCCAGGCUUCCUGCGGGUGGCGCUGUCAGACCCUCAGCCAGAGAGGAGGUUCUUCCGUCGCUGUUGGGUGACCUUUGACCGCAGCGUCAACAUUAAAGAGACCUGCUGGAACCUGCAGAACAUCAGACUCCGAGACUGCGAGCUGUCUCCCGUGGUCAACAGAGAUUUGUGUCGCCGUGUUCGCAGCGUUAACGGGCUGACGCACCACAAACCUGUGGUUAGAAACGACAUCCGUCUAGCAGCCAGACUCGUGCACGCGCUGGACCAGAGGGGCGAGCUAUGGCAGGGACAGCAGAUGGAGACCAAUCCCGUCCUCAACAACAUCACCGACUACCUCAUUGAGGAGGUCAGCGCUGAGGAGGAGGAGCUAACGGGCUGCGACAGCGGCGAAGCGACCGACGCCAAAGACUCGGCCUCCUCUGAAGUCACAGUGGAGACAGAUGAAAAAUUGCUUGAGGUCCUGGACAGACUCUUGGUCUACUUGCGUCUGGUCCACUCAGUCGACUACUACAACUUCUGUGAGUACCCUGCUGAGGACGAGAUGCCUCAUCGCUGUGGACUUUUCCAUGUGCGAGGACCCCUACCUGUGGCCAAGAUCACUUCAACUGAGGUGAGUGAACAUCAAAAGAUGUGUGAGGAGCGUCUGGCUCCUCUGCUGACUCCGUCAGAAGUUCUGAGUGCAGAUGAUGCCGCACGCCUGGGCAAGAAAGACCCAGAACAGGAAGUGGAGAAGUUCCUUUCAGCCAACACUCAGGAGCUCAGUAAAGAUAAGUGGCUCUGUCCUCUGAGUGGGAAGAAGUUUAAGGCUCCAGAGUUUGUGCGCAAACACAUCUUAAACAAACACGGUGAGAAGGUGGCUGCUGUGAGACAGGAGGUGGAGUUCUUUAACAAUUACCUGAUGGAUGCCAAGAGACCUGCCCUCCCUGAGAACAAGCCCCUCCCGCCUCCAGCGCAAGUUCCUGCCUCUGGCUUUCCUGGUCAGUCGCCACAACAGCAAAGCCUUCUGGGAUAUCCACCAGGCAUUAGGCCUCCCAUGCCUGCCUUCCCUGGUGGUCCUCAUUACCCAUCCAACCAGUUUGGAGCUGGCCGUGGGGCGUAUGACAACUUCAGGGGUCAGUUAGGAGGAGGUGGCUUUCCAGCAAAACAACGCAACAACAGGGGCAUGCGAGGAGACCCACGCUCUAUCAUCGAGUACAGAGACCUGGACGCACCAGACGAUCUCGACUUCUUUUAAACACAAAUACUUUUUUGUAUGACUUAUUUGCUUUGUGUGUUUGGCAGCAGGACCAAGGUUACUUUUUAAAGUGAUGUCAUUUAUUUUGAUUCACAAUAAAGCUCAGUAAA